Candidozyma auris is the source of this 2820-nucleotide messenger RNA. RefSeq names its product putative ATP-dependent RNA helicase. The record is from RefSeq and is a predicted model, not a curated record. NCBI's taxonomy places the organism in Eukaryota, Fungi, Ascomycota, Pichiomycetes, Serinales, Metschnikowiaceae. Gene Ontology annotation, cellular component: nucleus. Gene Ontology annotation, molecular function: RNA helicase activity; RNA binding; ATP binding. The transcript has a single exon. Bases 1 to 2820 code for a protein of 939 amino acids.
AUGUCUGACGACGAAGUUUUUGACAUUGCUGGCUCUCUUACCCUUCAGGGUAAAGAGUAUGACUCCAACUCGAGUUCUGGCUCCGACUUGAGCGAUAACGAAGAGAUCAAGGAUAUCAUCUCCUCUGACGAUGAGGCCGAUGAGGUGCCCUCCAAGAAGAGAAAGUCUGCCUCAAAGCCAGCUGACGCUAAUUCUUUUCCAAGUCUUGAACUUUCAGACGAUGAGGAGAACACAAAGGCUGCUCAGGACUUGUCGACUUAUUUUUUACAAAACAAUCCCACAGCUAAGAAAGCAAAGGCCGGCUCGUUUGCAUCCUUCGGUCUCUCAAAGCAUGUUUUGAUCAGCAUUGCCAAAAAAGGCUUUAAGCAACCGACUCCGAUCCAGAGAAAGACUAUUCCACUUAUUAUGGAAGGGCGUGACGUGGUUGGUAUGGCCAGAACGGGUUCUGGUAAAACCGCUGCAUUCGUGUUACCUGUGGUUGAGAAGCUCAAGUCGCAUAGUGCCAAAGUUGGGGCGCGAGCUAUCAUCUUGUCCCCUUCAAGAGAAUUGGCUUUGCAGACUUACAAGCAGGUUAAAGAAUUCAGUCGAGGCACCGAUUUACGUUCAUUGGUGCUCAUAGGUGGUGACUCCUUGGAAGAUCAGUUCUCGGCUAUGAUGACUAACCCCGAUAUCAUUGUCGCCACCCCUGGUAGAUUCUUACAUUUGAAGGUGGAGAUGCAGUUGGAUCUCAGCACCGUGGAGUACAUCGUGUUUGAUGAAGCUGACCGUUUGUUUGAGAUGGGUUUCGCAGAACAAUUGAAUGAGUUGAUUGCAUCUUUGCCUGAAACAAGACAAUCGCUUCUUUUCUCUGCUACACUACCGAGAUCGUUAGUUGAUUUUGCUAAGGCAGGCUUAACGAAUCCUGUCUUGGUACGUUUGGAUGCUGAGUCAAAAAUCUCUGAAAAUUUGCAGAUGGCAUUCUUCUCUGUCAAAAGAAUUGAGCGUGAAGCCGCAUUAUUGCAUAUUCUUCAGGAGGUUGUAAAGCUUCCCUUGGCGACCGAAGAUGAACUAAAGAAAAUCAAGGCCGAAUCUAAGAAGUCUGAUGAAUUCUCUGACGAAGAUGAUAACGAUAAAAAAAGUAAUUCUCGUAAGAAGAAGAAAUUCAAAAAAGAGAAGCUCCCACCUGCCAAUCUUCUACCAUCAGAGCACUCCACUAUUGUUUUUGUUCCCACUAAGCAUCAUGUCGAAUACAUUACCGGACUUUUGAGGGACGCUGGCUACUUAGUAUCUUACAUUUACGGUUCUCUUGACCAAAGAGCCAGAAAAGAGCAACUUUAUCGUUUCCGAAUUGGACUUACAAGUUUACUUGUUGUUACAGAUGUUGCUGCUCGAGGUAUUGACAUUCCUGUAUUGGCUAAUGUUAUCAACUUUAGUUUGCCGGCAUCACCGAAGAUUUUCAUUCACAGAGUGGGAAGAACUGCAAGAGCAGGUAACAAAGGUUGGGCGUACUCAAUUGUCAACGAGAAGGAGCUUCCAUACUUACUCGACUUGGAGCUUGUUUUAGGUAAAAAAAUCUUGCUUACUGCAAUGCAUGAAAAGAAGUGUGAGCUUCUCAAAGAGCAAAAAGGUGAUCAGUACGAAGAACCUAAAGUCUCAUACACGGACAGGCUUGUCUUGGGCUCGCUUCCACGUGGGCCCUUGGAAGCUUUUGAAGAGAUGUUUGAUAACAUCUUGAAAAAUAAUUAUGACGUGAAGACAUUAAAGGAUGUGGCUGCUAAAGGCGAGAAGCUUUAUCAUCGCACUAGACAAGCGGCUUCAGCAGAGUCUGUCAAAAGAACAAAAGAGCUUUUGGAAACUGACGCUUGGGAUGAUCAGCAUCUACUUUUUGGACCAAACUUAGAGAAGGAGAAGGAGAAGUUCUUGGCCAAACUUGGUCAAAGACACGUCAAAGAGACAGUUUUUGAAUUCACGAAGAAGGGAAGAGAAAAAGAAGAAGACGGUUUGGUCGAGUUGAUGCAUAGAAGAAGACGCCAAAUUGCUCCGCUCCAACAGAAAGCCAAGGAAAAGAGAGAGUUGCUUGAAAAAGAGCGUGCAGCAGGGUUGACCCAUACUAUUCAAGACGAAAUCUUGAAGGCUGAUGCGGGUGAGGUUGGCUACGCGGUCAAGUCAGUGGAAGCCGAUGAGGAUGAGUUGCAAGAUGCGUUUGAAGAUGCUGACGAGCUUUUUGCCAAAAAGAAGAAGGAAAAGAAGACAUUCAGAGAUCCAAACUUUUACAUGAGCCAUCAUGCACCUGCAGCAGAAGCUAUUGAAGAUAAGCAUUAUGGCUUGAGCUCUUUCGCAAAUGACGCUGCUCAUGCUACGUUUGAUUUGGACAAUGACGACAAAGUACAAAAGCAAUCUCAGGUCAUGAGAUGGGAUAAAAAGAAAGGCAAGUACAUCAACUCUAAAUCUGCUGAUGACACAAAAUAUAUCAUUAGUGAGUCUGGUCAAAGAAUUCCCGCCUCGUUACGCUCAGGUAAAUUUGACGAGUGGAGGAAGAAAAGAAACAUCCUGUCUGCUCACGCAGGAAUGGCGGAGAAUUCUAAUGAUGGCCCUCAAAACAAACGUUUCAAGCACAAGAAGGUCGCUGCUCCAAAACUACCAGACAAGUUCAGAGAUGAUUAUCACAAGCAGAAGAAAAAGGUGGAUAAGGCUUUGGAAUCUGGAGUGAACGUCAAAGGAUACAAUAGACCAGGACAAAAGGAGGAGUUGAGACUGACUGAACAGAUUAGGAAGAUGAGACUCCUCAAGGAAAAAAGGAAGGCUAAAAAUGCUCGUCCAAGUAAGGGUAAAAGAAGGUGA